Molecule: messenger RNA, 2364 nt
Organism: Egretta garzetta (little egret)
Lineage: Eukaryota; Metazoa; Chordata; Aves; Pelecaniformes; Ardeidae
Gene: SLC25A37
Product: solute carrier family 25 member 37
Exons: 4
Coding region: 104-1186 (360 amino acids)
Biological process (GO): iron import into the mitochondrion
Cellular component (GO): mitochondrial membrane
Molecular function (GO): ferrous iron transmembrane transporter activity
Source: RefSeq, a predicted model, not a curated record
AAUUGCUGGGUUCAAUUGCAUGUUGUUGAAGGAUCUUUUUAUAGUCUCUGCUUUCUACAGGUUUCAGGACACUUGAUGGUGCCUGGUCUCAUGGGACAGUGUGAUGGCUUGGACACGCCAGGACGGUGGCCAGGUCUCACUGCCAGCUCUCCCGCCGCCCAUACAAGCGCUGCUCCGGGUGCAGAAAACGCUGCCAGGUACCCAAAAUCAAUCAGGAGUGAGUCACGCGCGUGACGCUGUUAUUAUUGUUAUUUUUUCCAGUGGCGCCGUGUUCCCACGGGGAAUGGAGGCUUCCCAGCGCGAACCCCAGGGCAGGAGGCAGGAGGCCAACAUGUGCCAGUGCCCACCUCAGCGCUGCUCCAGCGCGGCUUUUUUUCAGACAAGGAUGCAGAGCUUGCAGCCGGACCCCAAAGCCCAGUACAGGACCGUGUACGAAGCUCUGAAGAAGAUUGUCCUUACGGAGGGUUUCUGGAGGCCUUUACGUGGGAUUAAUGUCACCAUGCUGGGGGCUGGCCCUGCCCACGCAAUGUACUUUGCCUGCUAUGAAAAAAUGAAAAAGUCGCUGAGCGAUACUCUCCAGCAUGGAGGAAACAGCCACUUGGCCAAUGGUAUAGCUGGGAGCGUGGCCACGCUACUCCAUGAUGCCGUGAUGAACCCUGCUGAAGUGGUGAAGCAGCGGAUGCAGAUGUUCAACUCCCCCUACAAGUCUGUCCUGGCAUGCAUAAGGACAGUGCAGAAGACAGAGGGGUUUGGUGCCUUCUACCGCAGCUACACCACCCAGCUCACCAUGAACGUCCCCUUCCAGGCCAUUCACUUCAUCACCUACGAAUUCAUGCAGGAGCAGAUCAACCCACGCCGGGAGUAUAACCCUCGGUCCCACAUCGUCUCCGGUGCCAUCGCGGGGGCUGUGGCCGCCGCCGCCACCACUCCUCUGGAUGUCUGCAAGACCUUGCUCAACACCCAAGAGAACAUGGCCUUGAGCUCCGUCAACAUCAGCGGACAUCUCUCGGGCAUGAUGAAUGCCUUCAAGACUGUCUAUCAGCUGGGGGGCAUUGCGGGGUAUUUCAGAGGGGUGCAGGCACGCGUCAUUUACCAGAUGCCUUCAACGGCCAUCGCCUGGUCCGUCUAUGAGUUCUUCAAGUACUUUCUCACCAAGCACAAGGUGGAAAAAAGAACAUCCUUGUGAAGGACUUUGCCGCGAGUGAAUGCAAGGCUCCGCGUCCCCUCUGCGUGUGCCUGCGAGCCAGCGAGCCCAGGGUCUCUGAUAAAGGAACGUGCCAGGUUUCUGGUGGAUUCACAGCUGACGUCCACUUGUCCCUCCCCAGGGGAAGGAGGAAUUAAAGUGGUCCUCAGUCACGUGUUCCCCAUUUGCUUAAACAGUGAAAUAGUUGAUAAAGACUUAUAAUAAUAUAUAUUUUUUAAUAAGUUUAUUUUGGAGAGGUGAAGUUGCUAACUGAUAUUUUUCUCCGAAUUAAGUUUGAAGAUGUAGUUUACUCCUCACCAGAAGGCUUAGGUUAUACAGCCUAUGCUGUUUUUUUUACAGCGAAGCAAAAUAUCCUGUCACAGAACUUACUUUUUAUAUAAAUAUAAAAUAGAUGGAUAAUGUUUAUCCUUUAUUUUUCUAUGUAGGCAUUUGGGGUCUUUUUUUAAAUACUAUUACAGCUAGAUGCUGAGCUGUUUAAAAAGGGCUAGAUUCUUCCAUCCUGUGUAAGGAAGACACAAAAGCAUUUAUUUUUAUAGCCAGAUUGGCUUUAAUUAUACAGCAUUUAGCCCCCCAGCGGUGGCCCAGAUUCUCCUGUGGGUGUCAAGGUACUUGGUAGCCCCUUGAGACUUGCUGGGAUGGGGGGGAAAGGAACAGGGACACCACUUUGGGAAAAUGUAGGACACCAAGGAGGGGCAGCCUAAAAUACCUGGUCACUUUGUGGGGGAGAGGGGGAAACUCAAUUCAGUUUUUUACAAGCUGACUCUUAAAAAAAAAAAAGUAGUUUUUAAAGAAUCAGGGUUGGUUUUUUUUUUGCAAACACUUUUUAAAGGUACAUUCUUAUGGUGUGUGAUAGCUGAACAGCCUUCAUCCUCCCUUAAUUUAUUCAUAGUUCUUUUUCACUAAGGCCCUGACCCUGCUUACAGGAACGACUGUGCAUGUCUCGCUUGCUGGUGGCAUCGAAGCGGGGUGCACGGAGCUGCUCUGCUGCCUGGGGGGGGGGACACCAGACCUUCUGUUUACAGUUUGGCUACUGAGUCGCAAGGGUCGCAUCCUGGCAGCAGGCGGUGAAAGCCUUGGGCAAGUCUUCCCUGCAGAUCUGAAGCCACCUCCCAGCCCAUGUUUGAUAACAAGCUGCUGCUCAUCUCUGUUGGGGAGGGGGG